This is a messenger RNA of Melanotaenia boesemani (Boeseman's rainbowfish), 2639 nucleotides long. It is a transcript of the gene shdb, whose product is annotated as Src homology 2 domain containing transforming protein D, b. Gene Ontology annotation, molecular function: phosphotyrosine residue binding. The transcript is spliced from 8 exons. NCBI's taxonomy places the organism in Eukaryota, Metazoa, Chordata, Actinopteri, Atheriniformes, Melanotaeniidae. The record is from RefSeq and is a predicted model, not a curated record. The coding region runs from base 311 to 1573 and encodes 420 amino acids.
UGAGUUGUGUUUCUCUCGGAGCUGUUGUCGCUCUCUUCACUCUGCACGUUUGCAGUCAGGCGUUGAAGGAACUCUGGAGGAUUUCAGUGCUUUUGCGUUCCUGCUGGAAAGGGCUCUGUUGUCUAUAAUCUUGUUCUUUUCUGGAGCAAAAAGCUUUACAAGGAGAAUAUUUGGUCAGUUCUCUGUAUCGUUUUAAUGCCAACGACAUGGAAAAACGUGGAAUAAAGCAUCCAAAGUAGCUGAAGGACUGAACUGGCGUGCCUCCUGCUCUCACUCCACCACACAACAGCACGUUUGGAAGCCAAGCUCAAUGGCCAAGUGGUUGAAAGACUACCUGAGCUUUGGCAGAAAGGUCCCUCCACAGCCACCCACGCCAGACUACACAGAGAGUGAGAUCCUAAAAGCAUAUCGGCUCCAGAGGGACCUUGAUUUCGAAGAUCCUUAUGAAGACUCAGAGAAUAGGUCAAGAGGGGAGUCUGGGACCUCUGACCCUGUCACACCAGUGUACGGGUCUCCUAUGAAGUCAUCCAGUGUGGACAUGAAGUCUCCUAAACACAGACUGAUCAAAGUGGACUCCCAGGAACUGGGGCGCACCAAGAUUCUUCUCAGUGCUAUCUCUUUGGAAGAUCAACAAGAGCCUGUGGUGCCGUCAGCUCCAUUGGCAAGGGACACAGAUUAUUCUGACCCAUUUGACGCUCGAUUGGACCACCGACCAGAGCCGGAUAUUGGACCCAUUCCCUGUGAAAAUAAUGGUUACAUGGAACCAUAUGAGGCCCAAAGGGUCAUAACAGAGCUGCAGCGUGGCCCUGGAGGAGGACGAACACGUGGAGGAGUGCAGCUCUACGAUACUCCCUAUGAAGAUGAGCGAGGACAGCGUCGAGGUUAUGUGUUUGGGGAACUUCAGGAAGAGGGCAAGGAGAGCAGCAGGCUGCCGCAAGAUGAUGAGAGACCAGCAGACGAGUAUGAUCAACCCUGGGAAUGGAAAAAAGACCAUAUCUCCAAAGCCUUUGCAGAAAUGAGGGAGUUGUCGGAGUUGCCCUGGCCUGCCCCAGUGGGUCAGCUGGAGGAGGAGCCCCCCGUCAGAGAGCAAGUGCAGUUUGAUGGUGCCGAGUGGGAUCGCUCAUCACCGCCUGCAGAGCGGUUGCGUCCUCCCGGGCCUAGGUCCAGCCCGCUGGCGGGAGGGGGAAUGAAGUUUCGAAUACCUCAUGAAGGUUCAGCAAUGGUGGGAGAAAGAGUGGACCCUACGUUGCCUCUGGAGAAGCAGGUAUGGUACCACGGUUCACUAUCACGUUCAGAGGCAGAGUUGCUGCUAACGCUAUGUAAAGAGUGCAGUUACCUGGUGAGGAACAGUCAGACCAACCGCUCUGACUACUCCCUAUCCCUACGGAGCUGCCAGGGUUUCAUGCACAUGAAGUUCACACAGUGUAAAGAUGGCAAGUAUGUGCUGGGACAGAACAGCCCGCCCUUUGACACCAUCCCAGAGGUUAUCUACUUUUACACCACACACAAACUCCCAAUCAGAGGUGCCGAGCACCUGUCCCUGCUGUACCCCGUGCAGGUGCAGACACUCUGACUGACUUGGACGCUCUUCCUGGACCUCCAGGAUUUCAUUGUGAUCACACUGAAAAAUGAAUGUUAAACUGGAUCAACCCAGCAGAGCAACAAUGCUCUCUUGCUGUUUUACUGCAUUUUAUUUUAUUUUAUUUUUUAAUGAUUCAACACAUCAGGGGCUUAUGCCCUCAGCCACCUUUGCUGUUGCAUCUGUGCCAACUGUCUUUAACAUACUGGGGAUCAAUUCACAUGAAAUGCAAUACUUGAACCUCAGGCACCUUUACUGUAUCUCCUUUCUCUCAUCUCGGUGCUCAACCAAGCGGGGUGACUUCAGGACAUCUGAAACACUCCACUGCAUUGACUGUCUUUCAGCUGAUGAAAAUGCAUUGGAAAUUAGCAGAGCCUUUGCCAGGCGAAAGUCUGUAUAUUCUGAAUGUACUGAGGCUCCAGUUUACAGAAGAUGUGCAGAAGACUGAGAUUAAAUUAUUGCUGUUCCUCAUAAACACCUGGACAGUGGUUUAAAUAUUGCUGUUGUUAGGUUAAAACCUUGAAAAUCAAAUUUUGCUGAUUUUCUUUUCAAUAAAUAUUUCAACUGAAAAUUGAAUCUACAGCAUGAGAUGAGAAAUCAUCUUAUACUGGGUCACCUUGGGAGGUCUUUUGUGAAAAGUAAAUAUUUAAUGGCUGUUUUGAAUAAGGCAAGGUUUUUACCAACAUCAGUUAUAUUUUUCAUCCUUUUUUUUAAUUUUACAGAAAACGGCUCGAUUGUCCUUUAAUUUCUUUUCUCUUUUUUUUUUGUUUUUUGUUUGUUUUUACCCUCACCCCGUCUGGUUCAUGCUGUUUGUUGGGGGUUGCUUGACACAUGUAUGUGUUACUUGUUGAUUGUUCAUCAUAACCAAAAAAAAAGGGGUAGUGUUGUAUUGGUACUGUUGACUUUUAUCUCUUGUUGCCUGCCUGUGUUGCUUUUGAAUUUGUUAAGCCAACCUGUUGUUACUGUCCCAUGACUGACUGAAGGAUCAGAUAAACAUGGAAACUGAUCUGUACGCUACAUCUGAAGCAAAGAGAUUAAAGAUUAAAAUUUUCAAACUUUA